AGACUCAGAUCCCAGUCAUGUUGUCCAAUCAAAGAGCAGUGGUCCCUAUUCACUCGCCACUAAAACCCUCUUCACUUCUACACUUCUAGUCUAGAGCCGACCAGAAGCCCACCUCUCCUCAUCUCUCCAUCAGAUCUCUCUCAAACCAAUUCUACUUUCUUUUCCAAAGAGGUUUCUUGAAAAUGGCUGAAUCAAAAUCAGGAUUGCGGAAACCUGUAUUCACCAAGAUUGACCAGCUCCGCCCAGGCACCAGUGGGCAUACUCUCAAUGUGAAGGUUGUUAGUACAAAGAUGGUCUUGCAGAAGGGCCGUUCUGAUGGUCCUCAAGUACGCCAGAUGCGAAUUGCUGAAUGUUUGGUAGGAGAUGAAACUGGAAUGAUUAUCUUUACUGCUAGAAAUGAUCAAGUGGACUUGAUGAAAGAGGGAACUACUGUAACCCUUCGCAAUGCAAAAAUUGACAUGUUUAAAGGAUCCAUGAGACUUGCUGUGGACAAAUGGGGACGUGUUGAAGUAACUGAACCUGCCAGCUUCACUGUGAAGGAGGAUAACAACCUGUCACUGAUUGAAUAUGAACUUGUGAACGUAGUUGAAGAGUGACUUCUUUGUGCAACGUUGCCAGCAUUACUAGAUGAUGAUAUGAGAAUAAAAAACAAAUCCAGCAAAGCAAAUUACUGGACGUGUCUUGUCCAAAAAUGCCUGUGAAAGUUCACAUUUAGGAAGAAGAAAUUUGCAAGUUAGUACCGCACUAGUUGCUUUUACUUUGACGGCAGAUCCAGCACAACCCGGCGAGUUAAAGCAGUUGCCUUUGGAAACUUAGCAUGGUUUGCUUGCUAAUCGAACUUAUUACAGAUAUCAAAUUUAUCAAGUGUAUGUUGCUGUACUCGGUUUAUUAUGGUUCAAUGCUUAAUCUUUCUAUUUAAGGUAGCA
Molecule: messenger RNA, 926 nt
Organism: Hevea brasiliensis (rubber tree)
Lineage: Eukaryota; Viridiplantae; Streptophyta; Magnoliopsida; Malpighiales; Euphorbiaceae
Exons: 3
Coding region: 183-596 (137 amino acids)
Source: RefSeq, a predicted model, not a curated record